AUGUCCCAAAAUCCACAACCUUCACUCCCAAAGGGAGCCACUAUGAGGGAUAUUUUCGAUUAUUGCGAGAAACAUGGAUUGGAUUCCGUUGCUCAAGGUAUGAUUGAGUUGGCUCCUCCCAUGACAUUGAGAAGUCUCCUUCAGAAAAUUACAAUGGAUGAUUCGGUACAUCAAUAUAGAGCUCGUAUGGGUCAACCUGUGUAUCGAGAAGGAUUGUUGAACAUGUUGAGAAAUCAUUACGGAAUGAAGAAUUUGGAAUUGGAUAAUAUUUUGGCAGUGCAAGGAGUAACUGCUGGAUGUUUGAGCACUUUACUUUGGAUGAAAGAACAAGGUAAAACUCAAAUCGGAUUAAUGACUCCUUUCUAUACAUACCAUCUCCGAGAUGUUGAAAGUGUUUUCGGUAAUACGAAAGAAGCUCACGAAAAACAUGUUCGAUUCGUAAAAUUGGGUCCUGCACCAAGAUUUGAUAUUGAUUUUGUGGACAUUGAGGAAAAUUAUUUGAAGAAGGGUUUGUUGGAUUGUAUCAUGAUUUGCAAUCCUGGAAAUCCAACCACUAGAGUCUAUGAAAAGGAAGAAUUGGAAAAACUUGCUCACUUGUGUGCCAAAUACAAUUGUUAUGUCUUGUUGGAUGAAUGCUAUUGUGACAUGGUUUGGAGAAAGGAUGAAUCAACAGGAAAACUCACCAUUGAUCACGUUUAUUGUCCACUUGCUAACGAUGAAAUUUUGAAUACUUUGAAGAAUGUCAUUGUGUGUAGAGGAUUUUCCAAGAAUAUGGGUUGCCAAUCAUGGCGUUGUGGAUACGUCAUUGCACAAAAGGACGUGAUUAAUGCAUUGAUGCGUGCUCAUGAUCCUCUCUAUAUCUGUGUUCCUUAUUUCCAACAUGCAUUGGGCGAAUACCUGUCACAAGAUUUGGUAGAUUUCGAACGACAUGUCAAAGAAACUGGUCAACUCAUGCUCGACAAUUGGCAAAUCUUGAGAGAUGCAUUCUGCAAGAGUUUGGGCUGGAAAGCUAUUGAACCUUCUGGAUCCAUGUAUGGAUUAUUUGAACACAAUUCAGCUUCAGAUUUGGACGCUGUAGUGGAAGCUUUGAAAUUAGGUGUUGGUGUGUCACCAGCCAGUAUUUUCUUCCCUCCAGGAAAUGACAACACUGGCAUGGUUAGAAUUCACUUGGGAAUUUCUGCAGAGAAGGCCAAGAGAGUUGCCAAACAAUUGUUGGAGCGCUCUGGAAAUUAA
This is a messenger RNA of Naegleria lovaniensis, 1233 nucleotides long. RefSeq lists its product as uncharacterized. NCBI's taxonomy places the organism in Eukaryota, Heterolobosea, Eutetramitea, Acrasida, Naegleriidae. The record is from RefSeq and is a predicted model, not a curated record. Bases 1 to 1233 code for a protein of 410 amino acids. Gene Ontology annotation, cellular component: cytoplasm. Gene Ontology annotation, biological process: biosynthetic process. Gene Ontology annotation, molecular function: L-kynurenine:2-oxoglutarate transaminase activity; pyridoxal phosphate binding. The transcript is spliced from 2 exons.